Molecule: messenger RNA, 4910 nt
Organism: Biomphalaria glabrata
Lineage: Eukaryota; Metazoa; Mollusca; Gastropoda; Planorbidae
Exons: 11
Coding region: 792-1262 (156 amino acids)
Source: RefSeq, a predicted model, not a curated record
GAAAAAUCAACAUGGCAGCGCAUUGAUUCUCCAAGAGGGUCCUAUAGAAUAGAUGCUACAAGGCAAGGAAAAAGUCACAGUAAGGUUGGAGAACCUGGUAAGGCAAAUCAGACCAAGAUCGUUUCAGCCAACCCAUCGCCAGUUGCCAGUCUAAGGAAGAAAACACAAAUGGAUGAGAAAAAUUUUGCAAAGACAGUAGACUUUUUGAUGACGUUCAGAAAGACGAAUGAUGAGCUGACGCAAAAAGCCAUCGUCCAUUUGGUUAAAAAAUUGGUGGACAAUAGUCAGCAGAUAACAGAACUGAUAAAGGCCUUAGAAAGCCAGGGGAGAGAGAAAACAGGAUGUAUUCUAAUCCCACGGACUACUGGGGGGAAAUUAAAGAUAGCUGGCUGUCAACACUACCCACAUGUUGUGUUCACAAACAUAUGGCGAUUCCCAGGAGUAAGGACACGCGAUUUAAAGCCCCUUGAGGAUUGCUCUUUUUCAUAUUACUACAAGAAAGAAAGGGUUUGUGUCAACCCUUUCCAUUACCAAAAAGUGGGUAUGUUAUUUCAUCUGUAAUUUUAUUUCUUUAUGUAAUUUUUCCUUCGGUUUGUUUGACAUUUAAAUAUUUUUUUAUCUAUUUAUUAUUCGAUGCCUAAGGCAUUCAGACACCAGGUGCAAGCUAUUUGGAACUUGAAGGAGAAGCAAGUGGUGGUCCAAGGUCACUCCCCCACUACCCACAAAGUUAUUCAUGUUUCUCGCUAGCAAGCAACUUGGAAGAGAUAGCAUCAACCCCAUCUUCAGGCAUUAUGGAAGAGAUGGCUUCCACUCCACUGAUACCUCGACCUAGGGAUACCGGUACUAAGUUGAAGCAGAGUCAGGAGAAUCCGUUAGAUCACUCCUUAUCAGCUAGGGAAGGCCAGUUCCAAGAAGAUGCCUUCUUGGAAAAACAGGACGAACUCUUUCAAGUACAGAGUGAGCUUAAAACUAUCAAAGAAAUAUUGAUCCCUCAACUUGAGUCUCAACUUAGUGAACAGAGACAAGAUCUGUUAAAGGCAAACAAGAAAUGUCUUUACUUAGAGAAAGAACUUGAAAGAAAAAAGUAUCAGCCAGCCGCCAAGAUUCUCUCUGGUAGAGAUCAGUGUACUCAGACAGUGACAUCGAGAAUACCUCAAUGCAAACCAGACUACAAAGCCCCGGUCAUUAUUGACGUAACAAAUUCAAAGCUGCCCAGAAGAGUCAUCAAUGAAGCUAAAAUGAUAGACAACUCUCCUUCCUAGUCUGGUUUCUGCACAGUAUUCUACGGCUGUCACUUUCUCUUCCUCCGUUUGGCCAUUCUGCUCUUGAGACGAUAUCAUGGUCACUUUGGAGAUAAGGGCUGCCAGCAAGUUAACACAGUCAAAGACAAUGCUCCAUUCCCCAGCUUCUCCAUCACCACUGUUUCUGCAGCUGGAAUACCACCAGGUCCAUAUGCUUUAUUUGGUUUAAUGUUUGCAAAAUAGUUUUUGGAUCCCCUGUACUUCUAUAUCUCCUAUGUUGUCUACUUGGUUCAAAUUCAGUACUAUGCCUUUGUCUCCUGGGGCUGAGAAUGCUGAUGAAAAGUAUUUAUUUCGGAUGUUAGCUUUAUUUUCAUAAUCAUUAUGUGUUAUCUUUUCCUUUUAACUAUGCUAUGCCUGUUGUUUCCAUUUUAUUAGACUAUCUAGUUGUGCAUGUUAACCAAGGUCUUAAAUUCUGCCAAGUCACAGGUUUUCCUGGUUUGCUCAGGCAACCAGUUUCAUGCUGUCACCCCUUAACUUUAUGAUAGACAAGCCUUUAAAGUCUAAACUUCUUUAAUAUUUUUUAAUUGCUUUAAUGUAGUACAUUUUUCAUGCUUGUAUUUAUUACUAGUAUAUGUUAGUUAGUCUGAGAACACAUAUUUUCUGUGAUAUUUUUUAAGCAAAGAAAAGCAGAUGUUUCUAAAGUUGUAAAUUUAAUGUGAUGUUAACUUGUUAUGUCAAAUCUAUCUAUCAUAAUAGUCGAUUCUGCCCUGAACUAUUUUGUUAUUAUUUCAUUGAAACUUAACAUGGCUUAGUGUUACAAGUAAAAAUAUAAAAUAUGUUGUCAAAGAAAUGUCUUUUGAGGUCUGAAUUUUCUUGAGCUGCAUAGAGGAGUCUCUUGCAUUGCUAAUCAUUGCUUUGACAUCAGCAUUUUUUUCAUUCAUAAUACUACCCAGGUUGUUGACAGUCUUUGUAACAGACAUCCAUCCAAAGUAGUAAUUUUUCUGCUUUUUGUUAUUGUAAUCUGGUUUAGUAGCCUACUAGACCAAUUAUUAACUGACACUUUUUUUUAUGAAAGAGAAGUUUGAGUCAUCAGCAAGAUUCAGAUCCUCCAAGUUAAAUAAAUCUAUUGAGAGAUAUUUUUUUUCGGCAGAAUGCCCAAAAAGAGCUAAAUUAGAAGCAAUUUUAACAAAUGAUCACAGUGCCCAUCUUACAUAAGAGGGAUGUAUAGUGAAAUUUCUUUUUUUUUUUUAAAUAUUCUAAUUAAAAAGAUAUACAGGGUGUUGGUUAUGUUGGGCUGUAGUGGUAGUAGGGUCACCAACUCCUGAUUAUUCCUCAGGGUUGACUCCUGAAGCUGUGUGGAGAGAGGGGGAACUGAUGUGUGGGCGACAUCAUUCUGACCACAGCUAAUGCCCAGGCAUUCAUCUCACCGAGAUGAUCCAUAGUUGCUCCGCAACUGGAGGAGGUCAUAGAUAGUGGUAGUAGUGUCUGCCUAAUGUGGAUUAGGAAAGAAAUUAAAAAAGGAAGGUGGGCACAGUGUCUACAAAGGGGGAGUUGUGUGGGAUUUAUUUUAUUGAGAUGGUAGUUUAACAGAGGUGUGUGUCCUGUCCUUAGUUUGAAGAUUGUAGAAUGCUCUUUGCGGGGGAGGAAAUUAAUACUGUCCAGUUUGUUAGGCAUGUUCAUUUCUUUGUACAUGGCUCUGCCUGUGUUUCCUGAUGCCCAUUGGUUGAGCCACUCCUCUUUGUGGUUGUUGAUUAACAUUGACCUUAGGGUGAGGUAGUUAGCCACUCCUCUUUGUGGUUGUUGAUUAACAUUGACCUUAGGGUGAGGUAGUUAACAGGUCUAUAUGGCUGUUCCACAGAUGAUCCUGCCUUUGAUAGCUUAUCUGCCCUUUCAUUUCCCAUGAUGCCAAUGUGUCCAGGGAUCCACUGUAAUGUGAUGUUGAUGUUUAAUUUUGUCAUCUUAUAACGGUGCUUCUGUUUACAUAUAUAAAUAUAUAAUACUUUUUUUCCCUUACCCCCUCUUUUUUCAACAACACUAUCAUUGCAAACUUGUACAUGUAUUAUAACUUGUAAAUUUGUAAAUUGCAAACUUGUAAAUGUUAAAUUUUGUUGUUGUUGCAGCAAUCAUAUUUAUUUUGGUUCACAAGAUUUGAAUAUAAUAAACUGUAUAUUUAUAUAUAUGCAAAGCUUUAUUUGAAUACAUCAGUUAGUCUUUGAAAUACUGUGUAGAAAAACAUGUACAUAUUUUUUGUUGUUUUCGCCUCCAAUUACAUGAAACAAAUUAUUUUUACAAAUUUGUAGGCAAAGCAUUUUUUUUUUUUCAAACAUUUACAGCACUCUAAAUCAUUUAGAACAGAAAGAAUCAGUUUAAAUCAUGUGAUUUAAUUUUGAGGUUUCAAGCUGUCCUCAAGUCAAAUCAACCAUAAAUCAAACUAACAUGUAGCAAUUUAAAUUGUCUUAUGGAAAAUUGAUGCAGAAGUUUCAUAAUUUCUGACAAUAAAUUAUUUUGGAAUAAUUGUCAUUUAGUUAUGGAAUUUAAUAUACCCAAGCCAUGUGUAUACUAAUAUUCAGUAUUAAUAUGGUAUAAAACAUUUACAAUUCUAAGCUUUCAUAGGAAAUUAGUUUGUGCUAAUCUUUCCUUUGACGCCACAUCCACACUUAUAUAUAUAUUUUAUAUACAUAUAUAUAUAUAUAUACAUAAAUAUAUAUACUUCUUGAUGAAUAUGAGAUGAGCAUGAUAUCAUUUGUUAUGUAAUCAAAGAGGGCUAUGUUAUCAUAUCUAAACUUUGCCGCACAAAAGGUACAGGAAGGUUGAGUGUUGCAGAGUUGACAACUUUGAUUUUCUGCUCGUUAUGUCAUCUGCUUUCUAAGUUGUUGUAUAAUCUUUUUGAUGCAUUUGAUCAUUUUCUUGAUCCAGACAGUUCCUCUUACAUUGAUCAUGUGAUAAGUGAGCCCCCAUUUUGUUUCCCUUGUUCCAUACAGUCUGAUUCAUUGAUCAUGCGGCAAAUUGAGCCAUAUUUUGUUUCUUGUCCCAUACAAUCCUAUACAUUGAUCAUGUGAUAAAAUAAGCCCACUUUAUAUCUUUCUUGUUGCAUAAGAGACCCAUACGUUAAUAAAGUGAGUCUACAUUUUGUUUCUCCUAUUACAGCCCCCAAACAUUGAUGAUGUGAUGAAGUGAACCCCCAUUUUGUUUGCCUUUUUUCAUUUCUUUGGCUCAAUUGUAAGUUGUCAAGUUCUUUAAAGUAAUUAACAUAGUGAUUCCUUUAAGCACAGAUCUCUGGGUUGUUUGCUAUUUUCAAAUAGAGUGAUCUCUCUAUAAUUUUUCUGGGCUUUUUUCCUGGUCAAAUCAGCUUUUUAACCCUGGCCAUCAACAUCCUCAAAUCUAAAAUUUAAUGUUCUGUCCUGAAAUAGUUAUCAAAAUUUCAAUACCGGACUUAAUUCGAUGUGCCAGUAAAGAUUCUUUUAGUUCUGUAUCUGUAGUGUCAAGACCUAGACAUGUUUACCACAAGUUAUGUCAACUAGCUUCUGUAUAUUUCAGUUGGUACUCUAUGUGUGAUGCUCACAGCCUGAGUAAAAACUGAUGACUUAGGUGUUAGUUAUAAGGUCAAUUGUAAAAAUUAAAUGCUAAUAAAGUGGGAAAAAAUCAACAAAACCAGACAAUUUAAGUCAU